UAUUUUUACAUUCUAGGCACUGUAGCAUUAAAGAGUCAGAAUUUUCAACAAUUAGUACAAUACAGAAACAAGUACGUUACGACUGGGACACUGUGGAAUUAUAACGUCCAGUCCAUCUAUUUCUGUGCAAUACACUGUCAAAAUGACAUUCAGUGUAAAUCGUUCUUUUACGGUGACAUUGCGUGCAGUGGCUAUGGUGAAGUUGUUCCAAAUACGCCUGACUUGACAACGUUGAAUGGAAUGGAAUUUUACAGAAAAGAAGUUUAUUGUGACAAUGAUUACACGUUUAGUAACAAGACAUCAAUAUGUUACAAAGUUGUUAACACAACCAAUUCAUGGACAGGUGCUAAACAGAUCUGUAACGAUGAAGCUACAAGUCUUAUUGUUCUUGACAAAGCAGACAAGAUUGAUGUUUUAGAAAAAAUACCAGAUUACUUAUGCAACGGUGUCUUUAUACCUAUCUAUAACAAAUGUUACUGGUUGACGUCAACCUCUGAUUUAUGGGUACCUGGUAAAACAACUUGUCUUAAUGGUGGAGGACAACCUGCAUCGUUCCCAGAUGUAAACACUUACAUUUAUGUUGUCAAUGCUUUGGGCAUUAAUGGAAGUACAAACGACGUAUGGAUAGGUGUAAAUGACUUUAACAUGGACGGAGUCUGGAAAAAUUAUGACGAUAGCAACCUCGCCUUUUACGACUACAUGUACAAUUAUAGUGUAUACGGAAGCUGGAACGAUAGAGAUGCUUUAGCAAUUAUACCAACAGAUAACCUUCUUUGGUGGGAACGCAAUGAAUACGUGAAAAAUCUUAAGAUGUUGUGUGAAAGAGACAUAGUUGAUGAUUAUUGGGUUGGUGGUUCGGAUCAAACGAACGAAGGCACCUGGCUAUGGGAAGAUGGGCAAGCUAUCAAUAUGUCACUGUUCCGUACUGGAGAGCCGAAUGGGAAUACUGCACAAAACUGCUUGUCCCUUAAAUUUUCUUCAUCAGGUAAUCAGUUUGAAGACGAAGACUGCUCCUUAACGAAAAAGUUCAUUUGUCAAAUGAUUUAGUAUUUGAAGAUUAUUUUUUUAAAUGUAACAACCUGUGUUACAAUGUGUAACAGUAGAUACUAUUUGUAUAGUCUGUGAACUCUUGACAUUAUAAGCAUAUAAAAACAAUCACUGAUGUUUUCUAAGUUAAUUUUUGAAUAAAAUAUACUACUGUCUUACAACAUAUAUGAUUGAUACAUUGAAGAGUGAUUGUGAUAUAUACAAAAAGUAAUCGACCUCGUCACAACCCCUUUUCUUCAGCUCAACUUGAUUAUGAUGUUCCUUUAAGCACUCGUGAAAUAAUGAAUGACAUAUUCUUACAUUUAGCCCGAAAACAGUUACACAUCAUUAGAAAAACAAGAAAAUACUUUAAAUAGUUUUGGUAUCUAAGCAAAUAAACUCAUCAUAGAUACCAGGAUUGAAAUUUUAUAUUUGCGCCAGACGCGCGUUUCGUCUACAAAAGACUCAUCAGUGACGUUCGAAUAAAAACAAUGUUAAAAACAAAUACUUAUGCUUGUAUGGAUCGCUGCCUGUCUGCUCCAGAUACAUGUAGUCAUAUACAUAGAUGGAAUAUAUCAAAUAUUUGAGAGGUCUGCUUGUUGAUUCCGGAUAGCCAACAGUGCAUCAAUAAAUAUUGCACGUCUCUUCACGUUCGAAAAUUUUCUACAUUUGCUCCCAUGCCACAUAAGACAACACAGCAACCAAUUAAAGGUAUCAGCGUAUCUUUAAUAUAGUCAGUUCAAGGUUUAGCAUCGAGAGAAAAGAUAAAGGUUUAAUAUCUAAUUUCUAUUGAAUACUGAUAUUGUAGUAAUUGAUUAAUUGCACGUAUAUUUCAAGUUAAAAUGUCGAACGAAGAGUAGGUUUUUGUUUAAACAUAAUUUUUAAAAAAAUGUUUGAAAACGUAACAGAUUUACUUUGAAUGUUCUUACGUGUGUUUGUGCUGUAUUUCUGUCACUUAGUAUUGUCAUUUUAGUGAUAUUUUUUAACAUUGUCAUAAAGCAGGAGGUUUGGCUAGCCAUUAAACCAGGUUCAUCCCACCAUUUUUACAUCAGAUAACCGUGAGAGCAUUCCGGUGUAUUGUUGCCAUAGACAUUUCUACCCACGUGACUUUCGUUUUUGACUGAUAACCGAACGCAAAAUAACAUUCCUUAUCGCUUGUUAUAUAUCAAUUUCAUUAAUAAAUAUUCAUGAAAAUAAUUUUUAAGAACAUAGAUAAAUGAUAUGAAAAUGUUUUGUCGUGAGAAAUGUAUAUAUCAAUAAAAAAUCAAGAAUACCGAAAAUUUUUGUUAACGCACGCGGAAGAAUAUCUCAAAAACGUUUUGCGGGAAAAUAUGAAUGCCUACUCAAAUCAAAUCUAUUAGAAAAAUCGAAUUAUUACAGAAGAGUGUCCACCAUGCACCUGCACUGCACUAUUAUUAGAAUAGUAUA
Molecule: messenger RNA, 2454 nt
Organism: Mytilus californianus (California mussel)
Lineage: Eukaryota; Metazoa; Mollusca; Bivalvia; Mytilida; Mytilidae
Exons: 5
Coding region: 241-1047 (268 amino acids)
Source: RefSeq, a predicted model, not a curated record